Molecule: messenger RNA, 1110 nt
Organism: Vombatus ursinus (common wombat)
Lineage: Eukaryota; Metazoa; Chordata; Mammalia; Diprotodontia; Vombatidae
Gene: CA5A
Product: carbonic anhydrase 5A
Exons: 7
Coding region: 51-962 (303 amino acids)
Cellular component (GO): mitochondrion; cytoplasm
Molecular function (GO): zinc ion binding; carbonate dehydratase activity
Source: RefSeq, a predicted model, not a curated record
GUCCACUGGGUGCUGUGAAACAUUGGGACUCGAGAGUGGAACAGCCCAGGAUGUCCAGAGCCAAGAUCUUGGUCUUCAACAACCUCAGAGGUUUGAGUUCCCUGUUUUUUGGCAAACAAGUGAGAGGAAGUCCCAGGCGUCACCAGAUGAGACCAGAAAGGGCAUGCACCGGGGAUUCCUGUGUUCUAAGAAAUAGGAAUAAAUCCUUACAUCCACUCUGGACAAGCCCCAUGUCUGUACCAGGAGGCACUCAGCAAUCUCCUAUCAAUAUCCAGUGGAAAGACAGUGUCUAUGACCCUCACUUGAAACCCCUGAAAAUCUCCUAUGACCCAUCUUGUUGUCUUCAUGUAUGGAAUACAGGAUACUUGUUCCAGGUUGAAUUCGAUGAUUCUGCCGAUGGAUCAGGAAUUAGUGGUGGACCCUUGGACAAUCACUACAGACUCAAACAGUUCCACUUCCACUGGGGAGAAAUGAACGACUGGGGUUCAGAGCACACAGUGGACAACCAAGUUUACCCAGCUGAGCUUCAUUUAGUACACUGGAAUUCUGCCAAAUACCAAAAUUACAAAGAAGCAGUAAUGGGAGAAAGUGGUUUGGCUGUAAUAGGAGUAUUUUUGAAGCUGGGAGCAGAGCACAAGGAACUACAGAAGUUGGUCAAUGUCUUACCAGAAAUUAAGCAUAAGGAUACUCAUGCGGCCUUUGACAGAUUUGAUCCCUUGUGUCUUUUGCCCUUCUGUCAAGAUUAUUGGACCUAUGCUGGAUCUUUGACCACCCCACCACUUACAGAAUCUGUCACUUGGAUCAUUAAGAAAAAACCAAUUGAGGUUGGUCAUAAUCAGCUAGCUGAGUUUCGGAGGCUACUGUUUUCUGCCCUUGGGGAGGAAGAGAAGAAGAUGGUGAACAACUUUCGCCCACUUCAACCUCUCAUGAAUCGUACUGUCUGGUCAUCCUUCCAAGCCUAGCACUUUUGAAACACAGGACUUAUCUCCAAAUAGAAUCCCCUUCUUACACCCCCGAUCAACCCAUGUCUAGCUGUCUUUAAGAAAGAGCCAGUGUGAUAUUUCAGCAUUCCAAUUUGCUAAGAAAGGCAGGAUAGAAAUUGAUGUGACC